This is a messenger RNA of Esox lucius (northern pike), 3549 nucleotides long. It is a transcript of the gene uevld, whose product is annotated as UEV and lactate/malate dehyrogenase domains. Lineage: Eukaryota; Metazoa; Chordata; Actinopteri; Esociformes; Esocidae. The record is from RefSeq and is a predicted model, not a curated record. The coding region runs from base 118 to 1536 and encodes 472 amino acids. Gene Ontology annotation, molecular function: oxidoreductase activity, acting on the CH-OH group of donors, NAD or NADP as acceptor. Gene Ontology annotation, biological process: carboxylic acid metabolic process; protein modification process; protein transport. The transcript has 12 exons.
UUCUUGAACUUUGCGGAAGUUUGUGUUUUGCUUCCAACUGGCUGUUCUGUUUUGGUGGUUUUAUUAAGAUAACAGAACCAACCUGAUUAUUACUUUUUUACUAUAUUUGUUGAUCCCAUGGAUCUUAAUCAGGAUGCAAUACAGAAGAUUCUGUCAAGGUAUAAGUUUCGUGAUGUUGCCGUUGAGGAGCUGCAGAAAGUUCACAGGAUUUACCCUGAGAUUAAACCAGUAGCUGACACAUAUACUUUCAGUGACGGCACACAAACAGAUCUGAUCAAGUUGAUUGGCAACAUUCCAGUGAAAUAUGAAGGCCGUUCGUACAACCUGCCCAUUCUGCUGUGGCUGUUGUACUCCUUUCCCUUCACCCCUCCUAUCUGCUUGCUAUGGCCCACCCCAAGUAUGGUCAUCAGGGAGGGAAAGCACGUUGACGUCAAGGGCCGCAUUUACCUUCCCGGCCUCAGUAACUGGGACUACCCCAAGUCAUCUGUAGUAGGUCUCCUGGCUGAGAUGAUCUCCAAGUUUGAGGAGGAGCCUCCGCUGAGUACCAAGCCCACAGAAUACAACAAAGACCCCAAUGAGCUGUUGGCCUUUGUUUCCAAACUGAAGAUCAAUGAAGGUGGUGUAAAGCAUCACAAUCAACCAAUCAAGAAAGUCACAGUCAUUGGUGGGGGAGACUUAGGAAUGGCAUCUGUGAUGAGCAUAUUGGCAAAGGGUACAGUGGAUAAGCUAGUCUUCAUUGACGUAACAGAAAGUUCCACCAAAGGUGGUACCAUGGAUCUGGACAUUUUCAGCUUACCAAAGGUGGAGGUAUCUAAAGACCUGUCGUCAUCUGCGGACUCCAGAGUGAUUGUGGUGACAGCAAAUUCGUGGAAUGAAGAACAGUCGUACGCCAGCGUGGUCCAGACCAAUGUGGAUAUGUACCGCUGCAUUAUCCCAGUUCUGGCUCGCCUUAGCCCCAAAGCUGUGCUGCUCAUCGCCUCACAGCCAGUGGACAUCAUGACACAUGUUGCUUGGCGACAGAGUGGCCUGCCGCCCACCCAGGUGAUUGGGGCAGGAUGUAACCUGGACUCUGAGCGCCUCUCUCAUGUCCUGGACAUCAGACUGAACACUCACAAACAGGCCUGGGUCAUCGGGGAACUCUCAGACAACAAGGUCCCUGUGUUGAGUAACAUUCUGAUGCCAAGGGCUAACCGUCAACAGCCUGAGAUUGCUCCCCGAUCCAAAUUCACUAAACCUCUGUUGGACAGGGCAUUUGUGAUGCUUAAGGGCCACAGCCAACGCUCCUGGUCCGUGGGUCUGUCCAUCGCCGACAUCAGCCACAGUAUCCUAGUGGACCAGAAUAAGGCUCACUCUGUCUCCACGCUGGCGCAGGGCUGGGGUGGUAUCAGUGCAGAAGUGUUUCUCAGCAUACCCUGUAUCCUGGGGGCAUCGGGGUCAACUCGUCUAGCAGGAGUGUCCCUGGGAGAAGAGGAGGAAGCCAAAUUGAAAGAGAGCAUCACGUCACUCUGUGCCCUCCUCGCACAGCUCAGGAUAUGAUGCCCCGGCUCGGCUCAGUCAGCACAUUCAAUCAGAUGUUAACUUGUCCACCUGCCUGACAUGCUAUCAGCUUAAAACUGCUCAGCAUAGACUAUUGGACUGGAAUUGGACCUGGAAGGCGAUAGGGUGGGUAGAUUCUUUCACCAGCCCAAAUAAUUGGGUUUGGCUAAUCUACUAAUGAAUUAGUGCUGAUUUGUAACCAAAGCCUGCACACACUUUAAAAGAAGGAAAGGGUAAAGCCCAAGUGAUUGUGGAAUUGGAGAAUGCCCUGACAUAUCACUGUAAAUAUAUAUAUUUUUCCAAGAUAACUUCUAAUGUCUCAUGGCAUAAGGUACUGUUAGGGUGAUUAUGAUGGAAGAUAGAACUAUGCAAAAUAAUUUGUGGUAUUGUUAUUACAUUCACUGAGAUUCAAAACUAUUUGGGCAGAGAGAACAUUUAUAUGGCAUUUGCUCUACCCCCACACUUUGGAUUUGAAAUGAAUCAAUGACUGGAUUGUCAGUUAUUAUGGAUGCAUCCACAAUUAUGUAGACAUUUUACAAAAUCCUUUUGUCAAAAUUAAAGUGACUCCCAAAUGAUAAAAUACAUUAUUUAUAAUUUAUUUGUAAUAGGCACAAAAUCUGAAACAAACUGACUGCAAGUUUACAUUAACAACCUGUGGUAAAAAAAACAAACAGAUCCCAUGUACUGGACAUUUUUAAUGUACAAAAGUGCAAUAGUUUCUAAAUAUUUUGCCAAUUAUGAAAGACUAUGCCUAACAUUCAUAGCAUAGCUGACAGUCUUCAUUUCAUAUCCAAAAUACCUGUAUUUAGAAAAAAACACUUCAAACAUGCUUUUACCUCACUCUUUUAUAUCAUAUGUUUAUUUAAAUUACUUUAAAGCACUCCAAAGACUAUUUAUGAAUGUGUAUAAAGCCUGGCUUUAUUUGAAAGAUGUAAAUAAUGUCAACAUCUACUCUAAAUCAAUUUCUAUUUACAAUUAUGAUUGCUAUGACAUUCUUAUGUAAAUGUACACAUUCAUCUUUGCAUUUCACAUCCCCAAACCUAAGUAAAAGGUGUUUAAACAUGUGGUGGUGGGAUGAAGCGGUGUUUUUCAGUCACCCAAUGGGACAAACACCCUGAAGCAGAAAUACAAACUGGACUUAUCUGUUAUGAAACAUUUCUUUUCAUGUCCUUUUGAAAAAGUGUUUCCAUUUUGUGCUGAAAUUAACAUAACCUGGGUCUAAUAACAGUACUGCACUGCGGUUUUAUGCAGUUUUGCACACUAUAUGGGUUAAGUGCCUUCUAUAUUUAAUGCUAUAUACAUAUACCUAUAAGAAACUCAUUUCAUUAUGAGCUAAAGUACCUACUACGUGUGUUUGAGUUGGAUUCCUGUUAUUGUUUAAGCAAAGAUUGUAAAAAAAAUUUGCUUUUCUGAUCAGCGCUGACAAAACAUAUUGUUGUUCAAUGUACCAACUUGUUAGUUGAUAUUCCAUGCAGUCACAUUUGCAUUCUUUUGUAAUGUUACUCAAGUUACUUCAAACAAAAUCAACUCAGAUUUUAUGUAUACUAUGUUGUAUCUACCUGAGACAAUGCUGGAAUGAGAGAUUAGACUGCAUCCUGACCAUAAUGUCUGGUUCACACACACUGAAUUAUAGGAAAAUAAUAUUUACCAGUGGAAAAUGUCACUUGAAGGACCCGCCAAAGCAGAAUUACAAAUGGCAAGUUUGUGUUUCUCCACUGACCUUUUGCAUUUUCAGUUUUUGACAAUUACCACCCUGUCAAUGUGCAUAAUGUUGGUAAUCUGACUAUAUGCUAGCUACGUGUAUUAGCAAUGUCAAAGGCAAAAGAUGUAUUGGAGAAUUCUUACAUUUUUAAAAGUACUUAUACAUAACCAUGUCGGAAUUACCACUUUGCAAGUGAAGCUACCCCGAGUACACACUUAACUGCAGGAGAUAAAUGGUUGUUAAAUAUUAGUGAUUUGUAUGUUUAUUAAUUGUGUAUGGAUUAAAUAUACCCGGAUGCUAUUUUGAUUUUA